AUGCCACGUAAAGCCACUAAAAGCGCAAGUGCUCCAGCCCCCAGGAGCAAUUCUAAACGUCCUGCACCGGAGGUUCCAGCACGGCAGUCUAAGAGAGCACGGGCUACCGCAAGGAAGUCUUACGUCGAACCUGAGAGCGACACGGAUAGCGACGGGAACAAACCCAAGGCAGACGUCGCACCCGACGAUGACGAGGAUGACGUUGUAGCAUCUGACUACGAGGAACAUAGCGACAAGGAUCCAUCGUCGGAAUCCGAGCACGAUGAAACCGCCAGUGACGACGAACCUGAGGACAAGCGAGCAGCUCCCAGAGGGCGCGGAACCAAGAGCCUUGCCAUACACAAGAAGGCUGCUAACGAGAAAGAGCUAUGGAAACCCGGUGCGAAGCUCGCACCAGGAACACAACUGAUCAUCAAGAAACCAAAGGCUCGAGAUGCAGGCGACACGCCGUACUUGGAUCACACAAUCCACCCAAAUACUAUGCUGUUCCUUAAGGACUUGACAGCUAACAACGACCGCCAAUGGCUGAAGCGUGAGUGA
Messenger RNA from Alternaria incomplexa, 540 nucleotides. RefSeq lists its product as uncharacterized. The transcript has a single exon. Lineage: Eukaryota; Fungi; Ascomycota; Dothideomycetes; Pleosporales; Pleosporaceae. The record is from RefSeq and is a predicted model, not a curated record. The coding region runs from base 1 to 540 and encodes 179 amino acids.